Linum trigynum is the source of this 6187-nucleotide messenger RNA. NCBI's taxonomy places the organism in Eukaryota, Viridiplantae, Streptophyta, Magnoliopsida, Malpighiales, Linaceae. The record is from the annotation of a GenBank genome assembly.
GCAAGUGAAUCACAUUUGAUAUAUUUCUUUGAAAGUCAUUUAGAACGAAUAAGAAGAAGUUCGAGGACAACUAUCAGAUAAGGGCAUAAAAGAGAGGAAGAAGGGAGAACUCAAAUGAGUGAGCUGGGGGUUGAGUCGGUCUUGAGGUUUAGAUCACAGUGAACAAAUCAAGCUGAUUUUUUAGUUCCUAACAUUUUUAAUAUCAGUUUGAUUGAGAUGACACAUUUAUUUAUUUAUUCAUAACUAAAAACAAUUCAAUAAAAUGAUAAAUAUUUUUAUUUAUUAAAGGGAGGCAAUAACCGCCAAAGUUACAGAGGACUAACGACUACAACCAUGAUUAAACAUCAAAGAGGAGGCAAAACAGAGGCGACCCAGAAAAACAAACAUGGGAAACAUUAUUAAGACACCUCAGUACGAGUUACUUGUCUAGAAAAGCUGAUUCCUAUUAGGUCUUCGCGACAUAUCCUGUCAAGUUCUAAUGGGGUCAACUAGUUCAUGCGUACCGAACGAAUAAAACGAUAAUUUCAUUAGUAUUUUUUUAGUAAUAUAUUUAAUAAAAAUCUAUGUUAGAUUGUUGAGUGAGUACAAAGUUUUGCUACUUAUUAAUGUGAUUGACCGAUUGGGAUUAGCAGGCGGACCAUUGUUUUACAACUCAUUAGUUUAGUAGUCAUCAUGUUGAUCAUCAAACAUUAACAAACCAUUUCUCUCUCUCUCUCUCUCUCUCUCUCUCAUCCCACAAUAGAAAAGUGGAAAACAGCCCCAGAGCGCCUCCCUCUACUCUCCCUGAAAAGUGGUUACAGCGAGAAAGAAAAUGACUUGCAAUUUAGAGAGAGAGAGAGAUUGCGACCUUUGAUGAUGGAUGUUGUUGGCUUUCAGCGGAGAAGCAACUCGUGGGAGGUGGUAGCCAUUCCCAUUUGUUGUUUCCUUCGUUUUUUCUUUCUCCCUUCAUUGUAAAGCUUUCACCUUUCCUAAUUGCGGGGUCGUAAUGAUGAACAAUUGGAUUCCUAAAUAAACUUCUCAUACGCUACUCCUUACUCUGCUACUGUUCUUUUCCUCCCUCCCCGCGCCUUUGAUUCGACCGCCAGCCAGAAAAAGCGAGACGAAAGGCUAAAAGAAAGUGCGCGAAAAUGGGGUUCGUGGGUGGGCCGGUAGCUGGAGAUAAGAAUUUUGGCCCCUCUCUGCCUCCAUUUUUUCUCAUCUUUUUCGUUGUAAAAAAGAUACACACUUUUUUUAGUUUUUUUCCCCACCCACCAAGCAACCGGAAGCUCCCCUGUUUUGCUUUCCCUUCCUUUUCUUCUGGGCUUAGUGGGAAUUAGGUUCUCUCUCUCUGUUUUUCCCCCAUUUUUGGUCGAGCGUUUUUUUUUUUGGCUUCGGGAGAGAAUCGUUUUUCGUUAACGUUUGGGAGAAGCAAUUUCAGUUUGCAGAUCAAAACAAAAUACCCAAAACGGCCGACUGGCGAAUUUUUUUCUUUGGUUUGGUUGCUUGCAUGGUCAGUUUCGGAUCAAAUUUUUUGUUGUUUGAGUGGUCUCCUACCUGGGUUUGUUGUUUUUAGGUUUUAGCGAUCCUCACAAGGUGGGAAAGUUUAUAUCUUUAGAAUCGCUUCAGCCAAUCCACCAGCCGACAGCCUUCGUUCUUUGAUCUUCACGGGUUUUGUUUUGAGGUAAGAGAUGAAAUUAAGUCUACUCCUGAAUUGCUUGUCCUUUCUUCAACCCAUUUUCCCGCUCUUCUAAUUUCUUCUUUUGGCUUGGGAUCAACAGCCAGGUGUUUAAGGUUUUCCCCUCGUUCUGAGACAAACUGGGACUGGGUUCUUUGUUCUUGUCGUGGUUGUGGAUUUAAUGGCAUUUUGCAAAUCUGCUUAAAAUGCUUGCUUACUAGCUGCAUCCCUGCCUUACAUGUAUUUAUCCACUUCACAAGGUAAUGUGAAGUGGAAAAUCCGGAUCAGUGGCCCUUUGAUCUUGUUGUUGGAAAUCAGUAGGAAGUUUAGGUAAAUGCAUUUGUCAUGGUUAUGAAAUGUUCGUGUAUUUUGGGGAAAUGAUGCAAUUUGGGAGGGUUCAGAUGUUCCCUUAUGUGAUCUUUUACUCUUAGAUGAACUGUGAGCCAGCAUCUGCAUUGUGGAAGAUUGGGCCUUUGAAUGAUAUUGUGUCUUGAUUUCCCCCUUGUGUAAUUGGAUCUGCACUCCACCCGGUUUCUAUGCAGUUUAUCUGGCUUUUUGAUUGAUUACACCACCUGAUGAUUCUCAUUAAUGUAAUUCAGCAAAGCUUGCUGAUCGAACCACUGCAUUAUUUACCUUAUUGCUUGUUGGUAGAACAUACGAAUUAUGAUCUUUCCUCUUUAGCUUUAUGUAAAAGCGCCGAGUGUACUUUCUUUGCAGUUUGUGUAGCAAUUUUUAGACUGAUCAUGGACUUCUCAUUGUGUAUUAGGUUUAGAGUGGAAUCAUAUGGUGAAAGUCCCAAGUUAAUUAAGCAAAACAUAGUGAAUAUAAAUAAGAUAAUCAUCAUGGCAAAGAAAUCUCAAAGACGUCCAGCUAGAAAUGGAAAGCCAGGCUGCAUGUCGGGCCUAAUCAAUAUGUUGGAUUUCCGCCAUGGUCGAACAACUCAGAAGCUGCUCUCGGAUAAAAGGCACGAGAGCAGGCAUGUUAUCGGCCGUGGAGAUGAGGCUAUUAAGCAUGACGUGUCCCCGAAUUCUGAUGAAAAGACCUCUGACGGUGAAGGCAAUCUUGUUUUGGCAUCUGAGUUCUGCAAGCCAAGUGUAAAGAAACUCAUAGAAGAAGAUUUGUUAAAUGAGCAAACUUUGAAGAGCCAGAUACAUGGUAAUGAGAUGAAGCCAAAAUCAGAACAGGAGGACCGGCAGCGAAAGAGGAGCAGCAAGAGAACAAAGAGGGGUCGUUCAAAAAGUUGUGAAAUGCAUGUUGAAGAUCUUAAUGCUGCAGGCAUUAGGGGACAUGAACUGCCUUCUCCUCAGAAGUUAGCGAAGCAAUCUAGUAACAGUCUUGAUGUAGGUGAAAUAAUAGAGGAGUUCUGCCAUCAGCUCCAGCAGAAAGGUAGUAGUUGCAUUAAGCAUGGCGAGGACUGUGAAUUCCAUCAUCCAAAACAGAGUAACAUCAGUUUUGAAGAGAGAUUGGGCGAGGCCCUUAAGGUUUUUGUCAGACGGAAGCAUCUAAUUGAAGAGGAGAAUGACCCCAGCUCCAAAGAACUCACGGAUGCUCUUCACAUUUUGUGUUCAGAUGAGGAAUUGGCUUCUAGACUCUUACUUGGUCAGAAGUCAAUGAUAGUGAAGCAAUUGGAGAAAGCAUUGAUUUCCCAAGUAGAAAUUGACGAUUCAAAGUCGCUGGUAGGAAGUAGUACUAUGGAAGAAGCGCAGGAACCUGUACCCAGAAAGCAUCGGAGAUUCUUCAGGCGAAGUAAAUCCCUUGCAAACUUAUCUUCUGGGGAAAAUGAUGCCUUUCAUGCAUCAAACAGGAUUGUCAUAUUGAAGCCUGGACCUAAUAAAGACAUUCCUGGCUCCUUGAGGCAGUCUCAACUGACUACCGAAGACAAGUUGCCAAAUGAAAGGGGAAGUUCCCAUUUUUCUCUGACUGAAAUCAAAAGACGCUUGAGAAAUGCUAUGGCGAAAGAGACAAGGAAUGCCUCAACUGUUAAGAGAUACUCCAAUGAGGUGUGGACUGCAGGAGAUGGUGACAGAAGAGCAUCCAAAGAGAACACUGGAAAAAGUCGUCCAGGUAAAGAGCACUUCUUUAUAGAAAAAGUCGCGAGACUCCCUCCAACGAGUCCCAAAAAGUCGAAACAACCUGAACAAAGUGUGCAAGAUGAAGAUGGUAAACCUAUUAAACAGAGUGUAUCUGAUAUAUAUUUAGAGGCUAAGAAACAUCUUUCGGAGAUGCUGAUAACUGGGACUGGGGAUGUCGACUUCCCGAGCAGACAAUUCUCCAAACCGCUAGGGAGGAUCUUGUCAUUUCCAGAGUACAAGUGUUCUCCUUUUGGCAGUCCUGCAAGAGAUUCAGAACAGAGUCUUAUGACGACACAAAUGAGAUUGCCAAACAUUGACUCGUUAGGUAGACGGGAAAGCAAUAUCAGCCAUCUAGGUAAAAAAUCACUGAGCUCAGAUGUACCUUCAUCUGAUAUUGAAGCACAAGCUCCUUUGGACCAAACUUCAAGUUCCCCGAAUGAACUUGUUCAUAUUGCUGAAGUGGAAAAAUCUGUUAGUUCCAUUCAAGAUGAGAUGAUGACUCAGGGAUAUGUAGAGAUUGAAGAGGCCUCUGAGAUUAUUAUUACCCCAGAAGAGGGUGAUGCGGCCGAUAACCUUUCGGAAACAAGUAGCUGUUCUGUCAUCAUCGAUGACCAAAAUGGCGUUGACUCCUCUGAAGUUGGACAUGAGAAAUCAGAUGCUGAGCCCUUGGAGCAUGUAAGUUCUCCAUUGGAUUCUCCAUCAAACCGGAAGCACGAUGAUCUAGAAGCUACUGAUGUGCAAGACCAACCAAGUCCAGUGUCUGUCCUUGAGCCACAUUUUUCAGAGGAGGAUGUUAGCCCGGCAGCUAUCCGGACCCAACAUGUUGAACUACCAUUGCAACCACUGAGGAUUGAAUUUGAGGAACAAGGGUCUUCAUCUGGGGAUCAAGGUACCCCUUCAAAAACCACGGAUUAUGAGGACUCCAUGCUCGAGUACAUAAAGGAUGUACUGCUAGCCUCUGGCUUGAACUGGGAGGAGUUCUACUUGAUGUCCGAUUCUUCCGACCAGAUUCUCGACCAAUCUAGCUGUCACGAGUUUGAGUUCUGCCCUAACCAGCUUUGCCAUGACAAGCAGCUUCUCUUCAAUUGCAUCGACGAGGUUCUAAUGGAGAUAUAUGAUUGCUAUUUCGGUUCAUCGCCCGGGUUAUCUUUGGGAAACCCUGCAACCAUCCGUCCCAUCCCCGACAUGAACCACACCAUUGACGAGGUGCAUGAAAGACUACAUUGGCACCUUCUUCCCUUGCCAUCGCCGCUUACUCUGGAUCAGGUUGUGAAGAAAGACAUGGCCAAAAACGGUUCUUGGAUGGACCUUCGGCGUGAUUCAGAAACUACCCUCGUCGACAUUUGUGAAGCCAUCUUCGAACAUCUGAUUGAGGAAACAGCGUUUUGCCUUUCCGGUUCAGAAAGUGUCAGUCUCCACGUUCGAGCUACUUCAGAGGAAAGUGACAGCAGCAGCAUAUGCUUGUAGAAAAGAAACUUGUGCUUGUGUAUACAAUCAUCUUACCUCGCUAUCUUUUUCUCUAACUUUGGCCUUUGACAGACAUAAGAGCAUAUCACGUAACCACCUGCGAACGAUCACGAUCUGAUCGUUGUUUCGCGAGGGGAAAGGAAGUUUGCAAGCUGAGGGUGGCUUUGCACGCUUUCCUGCAAGUAGUUUUGAUUGUAGAACUGAGUUAGUAGUGGUAAGCUCGGUGUUGGUGUGUGUGGUUUCAGAGUUCUCUUCUUCUUGAAUAUACAGGCAGUGGAGUUAUGUUUUGUAACUAUGAGAUGUGUAUUCUUAUUCUUAUGGAGGGAUGAGAAAUUAAUAAAACAGGAGAUUGAGAGUUUUCCUACUCAUUUCCAUCAGCCAUGCUUGUCUGUUUCAGUUCAGUUUUACACUUUGACCACUUGGUUACAGAGUAGAGAGGGGGCAAUGUACAAGUGCAACAAUGGACAACAGUGAUAUUAAAGUUUGAAUCUUUUUUUCUCCCUCUCAAACUUUACUUAUAUGAUCAAUCUUUUGGCCCUUGCAAACAUUUUAGGAUGAUGAUUUUUAUAAUGAUCCAAACAAACAAACACCCCCUAGCCCCUUGCAUACACCCAAUAAACAAAAAAGCUACCCGAGUCGGCUACAAAGUCAAAAGAUACUAACUCUACAUAAACAUCGAUAGGGUCUUUCACAUCAUUUUAUAGACUAUUGAUAGUACAAUUUGUAACUCGUGGGGCUGCCCUAAACUCUAACGCACCAGAAAAAGAAGAAGAGAAUUGCGAACAAACGGCCUAUGCGUAACAUCCGAACGCACCUAGUAAUGAUGUCGGCUACUGUACUUUCGCCAUCUAAAAUGCAACACUCCACCGCUUCGCCUAGCAGCAGAACACUUAUAUUGUUUUCCCACAACCCUGUUAUGAUCGACAAUUUCUAUGUCACCUUCAAAAAUAAAAGAUAACGUUCAUGCUUAGAAACAUAAACGUUUUAACAUUAU